This is a messenger RNA of Gymnodraco acuticeps, 923 nucleotides long. Its product is annotated as ribosyldihydronicotinamide dehydrogenase [quinone]-like. The transcript is spliced from 6 exons. Bases 49 to 867 code for a protein of 272 amino acids. Gene Ontology annotation, cellular component: cytosol. Lineage: Eukaryota; Metazoa; Chordata; Actinopteri; Perciformes; Bathydraconidae. Gene Ontology annotation, molecular function: NAD(P)H dehydrogenase (quinone) activity. The record is from RefSeq and is a predicted model, not a curated record.
ACACACAGUCUGUGUCAAUAUCCAGCAUUUACAAUUUCCUGCUUCAAAAUGGCGUCAAAGAAAGUGUUGAUUGUGUAUGCACACCAGAGCUCUGGCUCGUUCAACUCUGCAGCCAAAGACGCUGCGGUGGAAGUUUUAACUGCUAAGGGCUGCACAGUAGAAGUAUCUGACCUGUAUGCCAUGAAGUUUAAGGCCACUGCUACAGCUGAGGACAUCACUGGAAAAGUUAAGAAUGUAGAUCACUUCUGUUACGGAGAGGAGACCAAACUGGCAUGGGAGGCGGGAAAGCUUACUGCUGAUAUCACUGAAGAACAACGCAAACUCACUGAGGCAGACCUCGUCAUUUUUCAGUUCCCCAUGUACUGGUUCACUGUUCCUGCCAUCAUGAAGGGCUGGAUGGACCGGGUGCUCACACUGGGCUUUGCCUUCACCCACGAGAAGCGCUACAGCCAGGGAAUCUUCAAGGACAAGAAGGCCAUGCUCUCCUUCACCACUGGGUCUCAGGAGUCCAUGUUCAGUGCAAAUGGCAUCAAUGGAGACAUGAAUGUCACUCUUUGGCCACUGCAGAAUGGCAUCCUGCACUACUGUGGCUUCCAGGUUCUGGCUCCUCAGAUCUUUUGGGCCCCGUCUCACGUUCCCUCUGAGGCACGCGGUACUAUGCUGGAGGGCUGGCGCACGCGCAUGCAAGGCCUCCUGGGAGAAAACCCACUUGCUUUCACUCCCUUGGACUGCUUUGAUGGGGAGAAGGGUUACCAGCUGAAGCCUGAGGUCCAUGAGAAACAUGCCGCCAAGGAGUUUGGACUGACCGUGGGGACCCACCUGGGCAAGGCCCUGCCACCCAACAACCAGAUGAAAGCUGGAGUCUGAAGAAUGAAUGACUGUUGUUGGUUUUUUUAUGAUGAUAAUAAAAGCUGGUUAAUAUG